ACACUUGGAGACACUUUAUCAGUUUACAAUUACAUCCAAAGACACAACUCACUUGUGACACACUUUGUUGUGUGUAAAAGUCCUCCAUGCCCUUUAACUAGAAACCAAGUCACUCUUCUCAAUCGUGACCAAACUGAACAAAACAACAAGUAUCUCAUAUUAAACUUAUAGCUUUACCAAAUCACAAACCCAUAUCCAACAUAAAAAACCCAAUUUCCCAACUUUCAUCUUAAAGGAGAUGAAGAUUAAAAUCCCUAAUCAAUUUGAAAUCCGAUGACUGUCGUUUCUAUUCAUUUUAUUCAGAGACGACGAAUUUAUUAACGUCGCUGGUAACGGAGUCGUCGCCGUCUUGAUCUGUUCUUUCGAGUCCUCUCUUCAUCACCAAGCUUUUCUUACCUCUGGUUCCAUCUCCCAGCCAUUGAGUCAGCCAUGGAGAGCCAUGGAUAGGCAUCAUCUGUUUCUUCUCUCUACCUUAUCUCAAAUCUCAAUUUCAAAACCUCUCUCCUAUCUCAAAUCUCCUUCUCUGUUUGUGCAUCCACGCAACCGAUAAGUGGCGUCGUUUUCAAGCCGUUUGUGGAGGUGAAGAAGGAACUCGAUCUCGUGCCUUCAAGUCCGGAGCUUUCGCUUGCUCGACAUAUGUACUCCCUUGAAUGUGAAGCCGCAGUGAAUGAGCAGGUCAAUUAAGCUUCUUUUUAACCUUUUUUGUGUUGUAAGUCUCAUGCAUCUGAGUUUUUUUGUUGACGGGUUCUUUUGCUGCAAGUUGAAUACAAUGUCGAGAGUUUUGUUGAUAGUUCGUGUCUUGAGAGUUUUGUUGAUUCUUUGAUAAAGCUUGUGUCUUUAUUUAUUAAUUGAGUUGUGUGAUGUGUUGUUGCAGGUUUUUCAAGGACUCAAGUGUGGAAGAAAAAGACCACGCGAGAUGUUGAUGGAGUAUCAGGUUCUUGGCCAAUGGGUUUCAUGUUGUUAUUUCAUUUGAGUUUCGUUUCUAACACUGUUUUUGUUUUGGUUUCUCUGGUCAGCAGGAAAAACGUGGUGGGAGGGUUCAGCUAAAGCCCAUGGUGAUGCCUCAGUCUGAGUUUGAUUACGCUGACAAAGGAGAUGUUGUCUAUGCCAUGGAGUUGGCUCUAUCAUUGGAGAAACUGGUCAAUGCGAAGCUCCUAUACGUUUUCUUCAAAGAUGGGCUCCUAAUAUAACUACUAAGUUCCUCUUCAAAGAUGGGUUCAUGGGCGUUGUGAGGUAAUCAAAUAAUCUCUGAGAAUGUUUUUCUAUAGAUAAAUAAUUUAUUGUAAUAAUUAUUUUGACCUUAUAUAUUUUUAAUGUCCAUGUUCACAUUUUGAUACGUACGAGGCUACUCACCCACCCAUUCUCUACCAAUACGCGAGAAGAAAGGGCCCAGCCAAUACAUGAAAGGGCCCAACAUAUGGGAGGAGUGACGUGUGAAGGAGGAAGAUAAGUUAUCAAGGUGAAUAAGGAAUAAAGUUGUUAGGGGACACAGCACAUGGGGUGUCUGCUGACGUGGGGAGAUCACGUGACGCUAGGCGGUUACGAGGAAGGAGCGUACGUGAAGGAGAGAGAGAGAGUAGUAGUAGUAUAAGUAUGAGCUAGGCUAAUGAAAGAAAGGUAUCAAUUGUUUGAUCAUCAUGUUCAUGGAGAGAUAGUUUGUCUCUUGUGAUUCUUGUAUUCGAUCUUACGAUCAACAGCUUUCUUUCAUAUCAAUAAAAUCAGUCUUUUACAUCUUUGAAUCCCUACACAUAACAACUUGGUAUCAGAGCACUGCUCGAAACCUGGGAAUUAUAGGGCCAAAGAAGGGAGACGGUGAACACGCAACGGAGGUGAUACAACAAAACAGCAGCCGGAUCGCAUCCUUAGAGCAAGGAAUGGAGAGGAUGGCGCUCAUCGAGCAAGCCAUCAUCGCGAUGCAGCAGCAGAUGCAGUACCAGUCUGGAAAGCUCGGCGUCCUCGAUCGAGUCGAACAAAGAUUCCUCGAGGAAGACGAAGCCAGAUGGAGGGUGAUGGAAGCGAUGAAGGGAAAGGGUGUAGUGGGUGAAGGCGCGUCGUCUGGGGAAGCGUUGAUGGGUGAUUCCGAGGUGUUUGGAGUUGGAGAGAAACCCAUCGGAGUCAACCUCGUCAACGCGACCCCGACGCACGACGUCUCGGAGAGGAGAUCAGGAACGGGGGUGUCGCACGAAAGGAUCGAUGGUGGUUGGUUCAACCGUCACCAGGCCUUACCUCGCCUGGAGGUUCCGGAGUUUGACGGUGAGGACGCGGAGACGUGGGUGUUGAGAGUUGAACAAUACUUCGAGAUCGGAGAUUUUACGGAGGAUGACAAGCUCAGGGCCGUGCGGAUGUGUUUCAUCGGAGAGGCGUUAUUGUGGUACCGGUGGGAGAGAGAUAGAAACCCAUUCCGGAGUUGGACGCAGAUGAAGAAAAGGAUCCUCGCUCAGUACGCGAAACAGCAUGACACAACGGCGGGGGAGAGGUUGCUGUCGCUGAGUCAAACCGGCACCGCGAAGGAGUAUAAACGAGAUUUUAUCUCGUUGGCCACUAACGCUCCAGAGAUUCCGGAGGCAGUACUGGAGAUUGCGUUCAUGAGGGGAUUGAAACCUAAGAUCCGUGCAGGAGUGAGAAUGUUUGAACCGAGAGGGCUGGAGAGUAUGAUGAGUUCAGCGCUCAAGGUGGAGGAGUGGUCCGAUCAGGAAGCGGCGUCGCCGGAGCCGGUGAGCGCUAAGGGGUCUAGCACUCGGGCAGAUCCUGUGCGAAGUGGGCCAACAAAUAACAACGUGGGCCAAAAGAAUGGUGGUGGGCCUAAUAACGCAAAGUUUAAGCCCACUAAUCAAACUACGGUCGCGAAGAACUGCGGAGGGGGAAAAACCGGCGUCGCUCACAACAGAGUGAAACCGCCGUUUAGGAAAUUAACACCAUAAGAGAUCGCUCAGAGGAAGGCGGAGGGAUUGUGUUUUAAGUGUGA
This is a messenger RNA of Brassica rapa (field mustard), 2965 nucleotides long. RefSeq lists its product as uncharacterized. The record is from RefSeq and is a predicted model, not a curated record. Lineage: Eukaryota; Viridiplantae; Streptophyta; Magnoliopsida; Brassicales; Brassicaceae.